This is a messenger RNA of Xenia sp. Carnegie-2017, 2333 nucleotides long. RefSeq names its product stimulator of interferon genes protein-like. NCBI's taxonomy places the organism in Eukaryota, Metazoa, Cnidaria, Anthozoa, Malacalcyonacea, Xeniidae. Gene Ontology annotation, molecular function: cyclic-di-GMP binding; 2',3'-cyclic GMP-AMP binding. The transcript has 2 exons. Gene Ontology annotation, biological process: positive regulation of type I interferon production; activation of innate immune response; positive regulation of macroautophagy. The record is from RefSeq and is a predicted model, not a curated record. Bases 1147 to 1863 code for a protein of 238 amino acids. Gene Ontology annotation, cellular component: endoplasmic reticulum membrane; autophagosome.
GAGUGAAACAGACUUCUGGGCUACCUAUGGUAUACGUGGUUGCUUUCCAAACGACGAAAGAAACUCUGAGCUCUCUUUUUACAAUCUCUCCGGAGGUCAAAGUAAGGAGUCUACAUCUUCGAAAGAAAUGGUAGUUUCGAUGUAAUGUUAAAAUAUUGAAUAUCUAGAUAUUUGAAAAUUUUAGGCGUCCUAGAAUUAUACGUUGUAAACAGCAUAAAUCUCUAAUUCUGACAAACCAAUAACUAUUGAAAAUGCGUGCCUUCGAUGACCCACAUGUUUGCUACUGUUCUUAUAAAUUUCUAGGGCUUACAAAAAUAAUAAAUGGACUCAUACACUUAUAUAGCUGGCCCUGGUUCACUGCUGAAAUGUGCGAUUAAUUGCAGCAAAUCAAUUCUUUGAAUCAGUAUUGAUAAUUCUUUAAGAAAAGAGCAGGAAGCAGUAAAUUAGAAGCUUCCAAAGAAGAUCGGAAAUGGAACCUCUUCAAAUAGUAAAAAUUCAAAAGUAGUGAGAUCGUGGUAAUUGUGAAGCAAUUGCAAAAAAUCAAUGGAGAUUGCCUUAACUGCUAGCGAAUUUUGUCAAGUUCAAUUGAUGUACUAUAUAUUUGAGAAGUAGCUAUAACUUGCGAGUUGAAAAAGUUCAAAAUAUCAACAACAGUAUUAUGUAUCAUUAUUUUCUUUGACACGAUAUAACAGAUGAGUUUAAGCAUGCAAUAUAUACAUAAGAAUGUUACAAAAAUACUAUUGAAUUUUUAAUGAUUCCCAACAAAGGUUUCGUCUAAACAUAAAAACGUUAAAAUAAAUAUUAACAAUGAAGCUUUACCAUACAUGGUAUGUCCUGUAGGCAUGUUUGCUCUGCAUGUGCUGAGAAAGCAGUCAAACGUUAAAUAUCGCUAAACACAAAUACCGAUAACUGUACACUUAUAAAUAAUUGUAUAAGAGAGUUUAAUGUCCGAAAAAUACUUCAACGGCUGCUCUCAUAGUACUUUCAACGCAAAUUUUGCUUUUGUUUUCUUUCUUCAACUUGUGAUUUGCUCCCAUGAUUGAUAAUAAUAUAUUCUUAAAUGAUUCGUGACGCGUCUUGCUGGUAUUGACUAUCGUUUCAUCACACAAGUCAAUGAUCGUUUAAAUUAACAGUAAAGCAGUGAAAAUGAGUUCAGAUGUAGAGGAAAUUACUCCUCUCACAGCCUUAACAUCUGUUCCUAAGAAACGAGGGAAGAGAGCAAGAAAGGUAUCCGGUGUAAUAUUUUUGGUUACUGCUUCACUGGUGUUGACAUUUGGUUUCAUUAGACGUAAUGAGGAUGAGUUUGAGCGUGCUUCUUGCAGCAAUAAGCGAAACUCGACAAGAGAAUGCUUCAAAAAGAAAGAAAUUCUAACGUUCCCAAAUAUAUUUGGAACCGCACUAAGUUUGUUUGGCGUCGUUCUUGGAACAUUAGUUGAUCGUCUUUCGCUCAUCGGUGAAGAAUACAGACAUAGGGAACAACGUUAUGACGGAAGUUGGAAAAAGAUGUUCAAAGCUUGUUUUAGUGGAAUACAUUGGAGGCCUGUAUUUCUUCUUAUAAUGCUGGCUGCUAUAACCCUCAGCAUUCUAAUAAUUGUCCGAGAAAAGGCUGGUAAGCCCGGGUUUGAGAUUCAGCAUCUUGUGUAUAUCUUGAGUGGAGUAGGUGUUGGUCCUUUGGUGAUGCAAUUACUUAAUCUGAACACGCAAUCUGAAAUUCAUAUUUCAUCAAUUCUUGAAGAAAAUGAAACAAACAUCGCAAACGUACUAGCCUGGCACUAUUACUUCAACUAUCUUGAAAAACUACUGCGAGUCUACAAGGAAGCUGCACAUUCAGCAAAUUUAGGGAGCUCAAAGUGUUUUCUUUAAAAAGUCGACUAAUUGCCAAGAAAAAAGAGUUUGGUUAUUGGAUACAUUGAAAAGCUCGUUUUGGACUUGUAAGUUCCUUUUCAUUGAAUCGCAGCGUCAUAAAGAAUGUUGUCCUUCUCGGAAUAUAUUUUUGCUAAUAUAAUGAUAGCCAUGCUUGAAAACUUCCACUCAAAGCUUCCACUUGAAAAAAUGAAGAUCAUGAAGAAAAACAAGCAUUAAAGUGACGAAGAUUUAUAGCUGUAGUCUUUUAAUAUCAAAUACUUUUAAUAUCAAAUUAAUUUUCUUUAUCAUAUCGAUGGUUGUUCUUAACAGAGCCCUCUAGUUCUCUGAUUCUUUAUGGUAUGAACUUCAAGCUAUUCUCCAUGUCUUUAACUGCUAGUCAAGUGAAAUGCACUCGCUCAGAUGAUUCUCCCAUUAGUGAUAGAACAAGUUAGUUAAUCCGAGAUCAGUGUAAUUUAAUGCAAUUGGCA